AUGGUAUUAGCACACGAAAUCGGCCACACCUUAGGAAUUGGUCAUAGUGACGUUCCAACUGCAAUAAUGUAUCCGUGGUAUCAGAAAAACAUUACAAUGCUCGAUGAAGAUGACAAAAUGGCGCUCGAAUCUCUUUAUGGUCCUACACAAAAAUUUGUACAUAAUCCAUACAACGACAAAUCAACGACGACGACGAUGUCGACGACGACUAUGCAACCAACACUUCAUUCAACGGUGACCAAUAUAUGUGAUAUUAAAUCUGUAGAUUUUAUGUUUCUUGCAUCGACUCCAUCAUUCCCAAAUUUCCGUCUUUACAUUGGUUUCAACAGAUUUCUAUGGAAAUUUGAUUUAUUUGACAUUCAUAUACCUUUACAUUCUGAAUACGUCAAAGAUUAUCUUCCACAGAAGACUCAAUUCGAACCAAUAUCACACAUUUUUCAAAAUUCUGCAGGCAAUUUGUUUGCAUUUAAUAAACUUACCGGCGAUUGUUAUACGACAUCUUUUCCAGAUUUGACUAUAUUGGAAAUAAACAAAGUGCCCAUACCAACUAAUUCGAAAGUUGAUGUUAUUUUUCAAACAAAUAGUGGUCAAAUUUUUGUGUUUUAUGAUCAAGCAUAUUACAUCGAAUUCAAUGAUGGAUUUAAGAAAAUUUUGAAUAGAGGUCGAGUUAGCGAUCGUUUUUUGGGGCUUCCGAAAAAUCCUACUGCUGCAUUCCGUUAUAUCGAUGGAUACAUUUACUUUUUCACUCAAGACACAACCACCACCACCACCUACUACAAAUUCAGCGAAUAUUCGAGAAGUGUUAUAUCAUCUGGACCAUUUGAUUGGAAUCUUUUUGGCAUACCAUGGCCCAAUAGCAGUCUGAAAGAGCAGCUAAAAGCACUUCUUACUCGUGUACUAUCUAUUUAUGAAUAA
This is a messenger RNA of Diorhabda sublineata, 915 nucleotides long. RefSeq names its product hatching enzyme-like. The record is from RefSeq and is a predicted model, not a curated record. Gene Ontology annotation, cellular component: extracellular matrix. The coding region runs from base 1 to 915 and encodes 304 amino acids. Gene Ontology annotation, biological process: extracellular matrix organization; proteolysis; collagen catabolic process. Lineage: Eukaryota; Metazoa; Arthropoda; Insecta; Coleoptera; Chrysomelidae. The transcript has a single exon. Gene Ontology annotation, molecular function: metalloendopeptidase activity; zinc ion binding.